This is a messenger RNA of Medicago truncatula (barrel medic), 1317 nucleotides long. RefSeq names its product adenylate isopentenyltransferase 5, chloroplastic. NCBI's taxonomy places the organism in Eukaryota, Viridiplantae, Streptophyta, Magnoliopsida, Fabales, Fabaceae. The coding region runs from base 238 to 1257 and encodes 339 amino acids. The transcript is spliced from 2 exons. Gene Ontology annotation, biological process: tRNA modification; cytokinin biosynthetic process. The record is from RefSeq and is a predicted model, not a curated record. Gene Ontology annotation, cellular component: mitochondrion. Gene Ontology annotation, molecular function: tRNA dimethylallyltransferase activity.
UCAAGCCGUUGAAUCAACAGAAUUUUAAAUUCGCAUAAGUGGGCCACAUAGUCUUUGUUUCGUAUAAAUAGCAAGUGAAAUCUUCCUUUGCUGCAUCAAGUGAUCAUCAGUCACAAAUGUCUUAAGAGCCUCUUCUUCACAAAAUCAUCAUCCCUCUGAUCUCUCUCACUUUACAUAUCUUCACUCAAUCGCCACGUUUUUUUGACACUACGAUAUAGUUAAAAAAGAAGAAGAAAAAUGAUUAUGGUGCCAGCAACAUCAUCCUAUGCCUGCAAACAAGAAGUAUCCCUAAUAAAUUUCCAAAAGGGACUCAACAAAAUGGAGUCUUUAUUUCACAACCGAAACAAAGAUAAGGUGGUAGUGAUAAUGGGGGCCACAGGAACUGGAAAGACCAAAUUAGCCAUAGAAUUGGCCAAACAUUUUCAGCCAGCUGAAAUUGUGAAUUCAGACAAAAUGCAAGUUUACAAAGGUCUUGAUAUUACAACAAAUAAGGUGACAGAAGAAGAGUGUGAUGGGGUCCCACACCAUCUCUUAGGUGUAUUUGAUCCUACCACAAAUUUCACUGCCAAUGAUUUUUGUUACCAUGCUUGUUCAGCCAUUGAUUCAAUUGUGGAAAAAGAUGGAUUACCUAUUAUUGCUGGUGGUUCAAAUUCUUACUUAGAUACCUUAGUGAACCAUUGUACUGAAUUUAGGUUAAGGUAUGAGUGUUGUUUUCUAUGGGUUGAUGUUUCAUUGCCAGUGCUUCAUUCUUCACUUCAAUCGCGCGUUGAUCGUAUGAUUGAAGCUGGUCAAGUUGAUGAAGUUCGUGAAUUUUUUGACCCUUUUGGUGAUUAUACUAAAGGGAUUCGAAGAGCUAUUGGGGUGCCUGAAUUUCAUGAUUUUCUUGUAGCGGAAGCAAAUUCAGCGGAUGAAAGAACUAAGAAGAGGCUUCUUGAAGCUGCCAUUAGCAGGCUCAAGAUUAAUAAUUGCACGCUUGCAAAUAGACAAGUUCAGAAGAUUCGUCGAUUAAAUGGAAUGUGGAAAAGGAGUAUGCAUCGUCUCGAUGCCACCGAAACGCACCUUAGGAGUGGUUCACACACUAGUAAGGAAGUGUGGGAGGAUCAUGUGCUUGCAAAAAGUCUUGUGAUACUCUACAACUUUCUCUAUGGUGAAACACACGCCCACUCUAGAAUUUUGUCGCCAACUAAUGUAAUUGCCAACUUUUCUGCACCACCGCAGUCGCUGGCAUUGCCUGCUGUUGCGGCGGCAAUCCGUUAGAGGUGGUGGGACAGGGAAUCUACAUACAAAGGUUGCACAAUUGACAUGCUUGACACACCA